GUACAGUCCCAACUCAAUCGGGUGAUUUUAUUAGAUGAGUGAUUUAUGACGAAGAAUCCUCUUUUCUUUUUCACUUAGAGGUUCCUGGAAGUUUCGAGAAUCCAAUUUCCUGCAGUUUAGCUCUCAUGAGAUUACUGUUGCUCAUGAAUGAUAAAUCAUUUAGCAAUCAGGAUAGCACUGUUGCACAUGCUAUUCAAGUGUAAACCCAAGGGUAUUGUAACCUUUAUUUAUCAUUCCAUAAAGUCUAAAGUACACUACAGUGUUUAAUCAAACCAAUAGCUGAACAUAUGAACCUUUACAUGUAAAAGCUGAUAUACCCGUCUUUAAUAUAUCAAUCAGUAUAUAACUGGAUAGAACAUUCAACACAUUUUUAGGCAUCCCCAUUUUUGAAAAUAAAAUCCAAGAGCAUUAUUUAUAGAGCAUUGAAGUUGGAGGGGUCAGAAUUCUUUUCUGAAUUACAUGAGUCUUAUCGUGUACCUGGCAAUUUCCUGACCACUGACCCUUUUUGUGGAAUGCUCAAAAUGGAGAGGAAUAUAAAGCUACAUGGUGACUUGCUAUCACAACCAGUUAGAGCAGUUGCAUUGAUGCUGCAGGCAAAUGGAAUAAAAUAUGAGUUCGUAUAUAGAGAUUUCUUUAAACGAGAGGAGACGAUACAGGGUGAAGAAUAUGUGAAAAUCAAUCCAUUUAAAAGAGUGCCAACUCUUCAGAUAGAUGGCAUGAAUAUCACUGAAAGUUCUGCUGCCCUGCAGUACCUAGCUGAGCUAGAAGGAAUUGAGCCACAUUGGUAUCCUAGGAGUGGCCCGGAACGAGUCCUUGUUCAUACAUACCUAGCUUGGCAUGGUCCUGACAUGAGAGGAAAUUCUGUCAAUUUCCUCAGGACAACGGAAGCUGGUCAGGCCUUUACUGGUACCAAAAUGCCAGCGGAAGAGUUGAAAGAAAAGAGGGUUAAACUUGAAACAAUGCUUGAUCAACUGGAAAAUAUAUGGUUAAAAGAGAAGCCCUAUCUAACAGGAAAUGACAUCACAAUCGCUGAUCUUCAGUGUAUUUCUGAAAUUGCCAUCGUGGAAGUUGUUCUUGCUGAGGAAAUAACAAGGAAUCAACCUAAAUUGUCUGCAUGGAUCAAACGUGUCAAGGACUAUCUGAAACCUCAUUAUGAUAACAUUUUUAAAGAGCCAAUGACUGCAUUUGAAAAUAUGCUUAAGGCUGCCAGAGAGAAACUAAAUAAAUCAAACUGAAGCAAUGUGUGUUUUCAUUUUUCAGUUGAUAGACAUUUUUUACAAACCAUCCAUCUACAGUAUAUGUAAUCAUUGGUUGGAAUUUCAGUUUGAUAGCAAUUUGACAUUUAUGACAUGAUAUUUGACAUAUUUCUCAGUAUGGUACUCUUGAAACAACCUCAUUGCAUCACUGUCAUUGAAUGAAGGAAUAAUGAAAUGAAAAUAUGCAAAUGUAACUGUUAAUUUCAGAUGUCACAAAUCAUUAAAACCCUUGAAAGCCAAUAUUUGCAAACGUUGUACCCUGGGUACUAUAAUUUAAAAUUGAAGCUUUGGUAAAUAUAACUCCUUUGAUUGACG
Molecule: messenger RNA, 1571 nt
Organism: Owenia fusiformis
Lineage: Eukaryota; Metazoa; Annelida; Polychaeta; Sabellida; Oweniidae
Source: the annotation of a GenBank genome assembly